GGUGAUUCUGAAGACAGCCCAGUCACCAUGGCUUGUGCUACUAUUCAUGUCGGUUUUACUGUUCCUCAGUUACUGAGAGGUGCUAGCAGAAUUCUUCCCGCUCGUUCUGCAUUGGUGGUAUUGAGGCACUCUGCUUCUUGUUACUGCACAGUGAAUGGCACAAUAAAAUCACAAAGGAAAAUGGAUCAUCUGGAGAGGACAGCAAAUAAUUUUCGCCAGGAGGUAAUUUCACAAGCAAAAGUGUGUGGAAUCAGCAAUGAAUCAGAGACAGUCAAAAGACUUCGUUUGGCUAUCGCAAAUAAAGAUUUUACUUUCAAAGCAGGACAGUGGGUUGAUUUCUUUAUUCCUGGACUAUCUGUAGUUGGGGGAUUCUCAAUGUGUUCAAGCCCUGGCCUCUUGAAACGAGAAGGAAUAUUAGAGCUGGCAGUAAAGUACACUGAUCAUCCUCCUGCCCACUGGAUUCACACUGAGUGUACUCUUGACUCAGAAGUUGCCCUGCGAGUGGGAGGUGAUUUCUUCUUUGAUCCUCAGCCUGGUGACUCCCCUGUAAAACUAGUGCUGAUAGCAGGGGGUGUUGGAAUUAACCCAUUGUUUUCUAUACUGCUGCAUAUAGCAGAUCUUCAUGGAUACCAAGAGGGUAAAGGAAACGGAUACAAAAUGGGAACAGUGAAGCUGUACUACAGUGCAAAAAAUACAAGUCAACUCUUAUUUAAGAAAAACAUUCUUGCCUUGAUAAAUGCAUUUCCUGGAAAGAUCAUGUGUCGUUUCCACGUCACCCAGCAGAGCUCACCCAUCUGCAAAGAGCUUCAGCCACAUGUUACAGAGGGAAGAAUAUCUGAAAAGGAUCUAGAAAAACAUAUAUCUAAGGAUACUUUAUGGUACAUCUGCGGUCCACCUCCGAUGAUAGAAUCUAUAUCCAAACUGCUGUCUGACAUGGGUGUUCCUAGAAACCAUGUUUUCUUUGAGAAAUGGUGGUAG
Messenger RNA from Nestor notabilis (Kea), 978 nucleotides. RefSeq names its product oxidoreductase NAD-binding domain containing 1 (gene OXNAD1). Gene Ontology annotation, cellular component: mitochondrion. Gene Ontology annotation, molecular function: oxidoreductase activity. NCBI's taxonomy places the organism in Eukaryota, Metazoa, Chordata, Aves, Psittaciformes, Psittacidae. The transcript has 7 exons. Bases 28 to 978 code for a protein of 316 amino acids. The record is from RefSeq and is a predicted model, not a curated record.